AUGCUGCUAGUCUCCGCGUCUCUCGCGGUCGCUACGGUGCCCCUUUGGGAGACGACAGUCGUCCUUGGAACAGCCUUCUGGUUCACCAACCCGGACCCGGCCAAAUACGACUUCGUCAUCAUGUCCAUCUACAUCUUCGAGUUUAUCGUCGGGAUCUGCAUGUUGGUGAUCGUGUCCUGGCUGGCGAUGUUCAGGAUGAAGGAGAUGAAGGAGUGCUGGAAGAUUCACCCCCGAAUCCGCUACUACUUCUGCCUGACUCUGCUUGGCACUGCAGUCAACCUUGGGCUAGGAAUCUGCGGCGCGGCGUUUGUCAAAGGCGAUCGAAAGCAGCCGCUCCUACAGAUUUGGUCCUGGCUCUUCAGGUACAUACAAAUCUCAUUCGACACGCUUGUCCUGUACGGCGUGCUUCGAGAGGGAAGCAUCGAUGAGCGUGCCGAAGAAGACCGUUCGUCUCAAGACGGCCACGGCCACAACGCGUCUGGGCUCGCGGGGAAUCGUAAAUUGUCCUCCAAGUCCGGGCGUAGCGGCCAGUACAUGCAAACCCAACGCAAGAACAAACUCGCCGUUAGUCUUGAUCGGUUCGCCUAGUAAGUGUGGUGUACACUACAUAAUACCCCCAACAUGACUUUUGGACGGAUCGACCGCACGCAUACCUCCGUCUAGCAACCCGCGAAACGCCGUGUGGGGGAAUGUGUCUUCGGCUUGCCCGGGCUGGCUGGCUACUUCAGAGAAGCAGUCAGUGAGCACUGCUGCUGCUGCUGCUGUUUUCGGAGUUUUAUUGUGUCUAGCCGGCAGGAGUUCUAUGUAGAGUCAUCUACAUACGAAAAGUUUUUAAUCCGUGUAUCUGAAUUAUUAGCAAGCGAGCACGCCCGUUUUUUUCACCGUCUUGUCCUGUGUGUUUGACACCUGACGUUUGUGUCUCGCAUCUUCUCAUGCUUCUGUUGGUUGUUUCAAAAGAUACGGCGGUGGUGAUAGCGUUACCAGGUCAUUGCACGUGAGCGGUAGUGACCCAGGCGUGCUGUUCGUGCGCAAAAUGCGUCUCUCCAUGUUGGCUCCAUGCCGGUGAUGUAGUUAGUUGAGUUCCAGGUGAUCAGUAUGGGUAUCCUAGUCAAGAUCCACUGGUUGAGAGUAUCAACUGUUUUUUUCCUACCUUCGUAUAAAGAGUGGUAUGGCCUACUCCGGAGACUUGUUGCUUGCUAGAUUAUGCGGGUCGUGGGGGUUGACCGCGUUGUUGUGAACAAGUUGUCUGUGGCUUCUAACAUCGCUACCCUCUUAAGUUCUAUAUUAAUCGUUUGUUGUCGUAGUUAUUGUUUCUUGAGAGUAGGAGCCAAGGAGGCCUUUGCUUCCAUUGCGACGUGCUUGCCUGAGUUUGGAAGCGCACACCGUGUUGUUAACAUUUUGAUCGAACGUGCUUGCUGCGACAAAGGGAGGGAUUCGCGAGUCACUUGCGCCCAAUGUCCGAGUGCCCUCUUGCGCACAACACUACUACUGUAGCAGCACCAGCUUCUAUAUGCACUUGCUUUCACACCGUCGGCCUGUUCAGUGUCGAAAUAUUCUUGUUUGUGUUGCACCUUUUUCUGCACAUGAAGUAGGAACACCACAGGCGUAUACCGGUACGAGUUUGACAUGUGGCUGAAUUUGUUUAGCAGAUCUAGUAGCCCUCUGUGUAAUUUUUUCGUCUCCAGUCGACGGAGGGUGCCUGAGGUACCACCUCCGCCAGCAACAACAUCUUGUUGCAAAGGAAAAUGUAUUACUAGACUACAUGUAGGGCAUUGAAGGGCCUCGCCGCCCCCAGUGGGCUGCGGGACCCGAAUCGCGAGCCGAAGGUGGAUAGGGGAGUGAAGAGAACGUGGAAGGAAAACAUGGACAUUAUUGAUUGGAGCCAAGUGAAAAGUGUGUAUCACUUCGAAGUAUCAGUCAAUGGAGGUAAAAGUGUAAAGAGGGAAAAAGCGGAUGCCAUUUGGAUGUAAAGAUGCCCAGA
Ectocarpus siliculosus is the source of this 1981-nucleotide messenger RNA. NCBI's taxonomy places the organism in Eukaryota, Phaeophyceae, Ectocarpales, Ectocarpaceae. The record is from the annotation of a GenBank genome assembly.